This is a messenger RNA of Xyrichtys novacula (pearly razorfish), 3430 nucleotides long. The record is from the annotation of a GenBank genome assembly. NCBI's taxonomy places the organism in Eukaryota, Metazoa, Chordata, Actinopteri, Labriformes, Labridae.
AUGCCGGAGCACUGUGCGGCGUAUUCCUGUGCCAACAGGCGGACAGCAGAGAACAGGGCUAGAGGAAUAACUUUUCACAGGUAGGAUUAAACAUUUUUUUCAACAUUACACUUGACUGUAGAGUCAUUUGUACGCCAAAGAGGAAGACUAUCGGUCAACUUCAAAAACGAAACAGCAUUUGCUAACAGCUAGCUUAUUCACCAUAAUAGCAACUUUGCUCUAUUAUCAACAGAUUUGCAUUAGAUUGAAAAACUUUUGUUUGAGAGAGGUUCUAAGAAACGUUAAGAAAUAAAAUAGAACGAAGAAGGAAGAAAGUGAGCUCUGUUAUCUGUUUUAUUAAAGAUUUCUUUGUGGUGAUCUCCUGUUUCAUUUUGAAGAUUUCCUAAGGACAAAAAUUUGAAGAAGAAGUGGGAGAUUGCUGUAAGGAGGGAGAAAUUCACAGCAAGGGAUUCCACUGUGCUCUGCAGCCAACAUUUUAAGGAGGCAGACUUUGACAGGACGGGACAGGUUGUCCGCAUCCGAGAUGGCGUUAUUCCGUCCGUCUUCAAGUUUCCAGGUCACCUCCAAAGAGUAGGUGCAUCACAAUAAAGUUGUUUUAUUCUAUUGAUUACAUUGCAUGAAUUACUUAUUGUGAUUCCCUCUCUAUCUAUCUAUCUAUCUAUCUAUCUAUCUAUCUAUCUAUCUAUCUAUCUACCUACCUACCUACCUACGUCUUUCUGUUUUGUCUUUUUUAUUUUUUUAUGUCAUUUCAGGCAUGUUGGGUGGUUUAUAAAACACCCAGGGUAUCAGACAAUUUUAUUUCAUUAUCUAGUUUGUUCCAAAGCCUCACCCCGUUGAAAGAGAUAGUGAAAGACUUAAUGGUGGUUCUUGCCACUUUUCCUCUUCAUUUUAGCCAGAAAAAAGCAGGAACACAUCUGCCUCCAGAAAAUCUGAGGCGAGCCUGUCUGAGACUCCUCAGGAUAACUCAGAGGCCUCAACCUCACAUUCUGAAUCUCAGCCUGAAGAUGUGAGUAUUUCAAUUUUACACAUAAGCAUGUCAUGAUGGUUUUAGAGACUGGUAGCGGAUUUGACAACUGAUGACUUUUAGAAAUAAUGCGAGCCCAUCUGUGUGAUACAGCUAGUAAAACAUAACUCAAACAAUGCUCAUCUCUCCUUUUCCUAGGAUCACAGCUAUGUAAUGCCUUCCUCCCCGACCGCUUUAAAGGCCAGACUCACCGGAGCUUUGGAAAGAGUCGAUAAAUUGGAGCGAGAAAAAAAGAAUGCCAAGGCACGUGAAAAGAGGGCGAAGACAACCGUGAAGAGUCUUCUAUCACAAUUAUGUGAAAAGAAUCUCAUUAAUGAAGAGCUCAAGGACAGACUUGAGUUCUACUCAGGUAUGAUGAAAUUACCACUGUGAAAUGUAUUUAUUAGCUAAAACUUGUAGUCAUAAUUGAAGGUGACAUGUGAAUUUUGCCUCAAACUAUUUCAGAUCUUAAACUAGACUUCAUGGCCAGGCGGGGUCAUGAGUACUCAAAGGAGCACAGGGAAUUUGCCCUGACCCUCCAUCUUCAUAGUCCUAAGGCAUACAGAUACCUUAGAGACACUAUGAACUUUCCCCUCCCCCAUCCACAUACAUUACAAAGGUAGUCCUAAUGUUAUCAAAUUCAGUUUCGGGAAGUUACAUACAGUAGCAUAGGCUAUAUAUUUAACUGCUAUUCCUCAAUAUUUUUUGUACAGAUGGCUUUGUUCUGUGGAUGACAAGCCUGGCCUGAACAAAAUGAUGCUGGAUAUGCUGGAAAAAAGACGGAAGGAUGACCAUGCUAAAUAUGGGCGUGUUGCACUCAUGUUAGAUUCCAUGGCCAUAAGAAAACAUGUGCAAUAUAAUCCGCACAACCAGUCAAUGUCUGGCUUUGUAGACAUGGGUGAUGGAAACAAUGAGACUGAUGUUGCUACUGAGGCGCUUGUGUUCCUGGUGGUUGGCCUUCAAGGACAUUGGAAGGCUCCCAUUGCAUAUUACCUGACGAAGACUCUGUCCCCAGACACACAAAGGGUCCUUCUCACUCAUGCAUUGGAGGAGCUGCAUGCACGGGGUAUUCAGGUGGUAUGUGUCACAAUGGAUGGCCAUGCUACAAACAUCAGCAUGUGCAAUCAACUUGGUUGUGAGCUGAGGGGUAACCCACAAGAGCCACUUAAAACCAGUUUCCCACAUCCGUCGACUGGUGACCAAGUAUUUAUAAUGAUGGACGCAUGCCACAUGCUGAAGUUGGCACGUAAUAUGUUGCAGGUAAAUUAUAAAUGUUGUAUACCUAUUGGUAUAAGUUAUGUCUCUGCUACUAAAAGUUGCACAUUUAUUACUGGAUGUGAAGAUCAACAUUGUGCUGUUUGUACUUGUUUGAGCAGUGACCAAUUCUUUCUCUGCAGUCAUACAGUCCGAUUGCAUCUACCAGUGGACAGAUAAAUUGGAGGUACAUUGAUCAGCUCAAUGAUGUACAAAAAAAAGAUGGACUGCAUGCUGCAAAUAAAAUUACAGACAAGCAUGUCCACUUUGAGAACCAAAAGAUGAAGGUUUCCCUAGCCGCACAAACACUGAGUCGCUCAGUGUCAGUGGCUCUCCGCACAAUGCGAGAUCUUGGGUACUCUCAGUUCAGAGACUGUGAGGCAACAGCAGAUUUCAUCGAGGUAAUUCCUAAUAAUUCUGAUUGUAUCAUAGGUUUUUUCCACAAAUUUAAGGUUUUUCGAUAUUUAACUGACAUGACAUUUAUAUGCCAAUAUUUUUUUUAUAGAUGAUUGACAGUCUCUUUGAUAUUAUGAAUGGACGCAAUCCUCGUGCCAAAGGAUUCAAAGCUCCUUUCGGUGCUUUGAAUUUGAUAGAGAGGAAAGCAUUUUUGUCAAGAGCCAGAGAGCACUUGCUCACUUUGGCGACAAAAGAUGGAACACCCCUCCACCGCUCUAAGAGGUCUUUUAAAAAAGAUCAUUAAAGUUGAAAGUUCGAGAAAGUUACUGCAUGAGUUCAUUGAAACAGUUCCAGUUUUUGUUCCAUGCAUCGAGUUCAUAAGAUGCCUCAUUCUGUAUCAGGUUUAUAUGAUACAGUAUAUUUUCUUUUUGUUGUCUGCCAACAUGCUCUUUAAUUACAAUGUUUUUCUGUCCAGUUGUAUUUGUCCAAAUUAACGUGUAUUCAGUGUUUUUCAGGUCCCAGAUGCAUAUAAAUCUAUUUUCCCCCCCCCAAUAUCGAGAUUUGUAGGUGUCAAAAAGAGAGCUUCUAUGUACGAGGGAUGUUUUCGUUUUUUGUCACUUAUCCGGGUUGCAGGGGCAGCAGCUUCAGGAGGGAGGUCCAGAUCUCCGGUGGGAUCCCCAGACGUUCCCAAGCCAGGCGAGAGACACAAUCCCUCCACCUGGUCCUGGGUCGGCCACAAGGUCUCCUCCCGGUUGGACAUGUCUGGAACACCUCUAA